Molecule: messenger RNA, 987 nt
Organism: Xenopus tropicalis (tropical clawed frog)
Lineage: Eukaryota; Metazoa; Chordata; Amphibia; Anura; Pipidae
Gene: t2r46
Product: bitter taste receptor 46
Biological process (GO): sensory perception of taste; G protein-coupled receptor signaling pathway; signal transduction
Cellular component (GO): membrane
Molecular function (GO): G protein-coupled receptor activity; bitter taste receptor activity
Source: RefSeq, marked provisional
AUGCUGCCUGUGUUUGUCCUUGCCUCAGUGGUCAUCUUGGGGGCUACCACAAUAAUGGGAAUUGUCACAAAUUCUCUAAUUGUAGUUGUGAAUGUUGCAGACAAGAUAAAGGGCAAAAGCUUUAAUCCUUCGGACCUCAUCCUUGUCACACUCGGCAUGUCGAAUAUCACUUUCCAAUUCACCAUGACUGUAAAUGACUUCUCGAUUAUUUUGUGGAGUGACUUAUAUUUCUCAGAUGCAGUUUAUGGUACCUUUAAAGCUUUGCUCUAUUCAACCAUUUUUGCCAGCUUUUGGUUUACUGUUUGCCUGUCUGUCUACUACUGCUUGCAGAUUGUCAUAUUCACCCAUCCCUUUCUUGUGCGUCUCAAACUUGGAAUGUCUCGACUUGUGCCAUUUUUCCUGGGGGCUUCGGUGUUCACCUCUUUAGUAAUCAGUAUUCCAGCAUUAUGGAGCAUCUACAAGGACCCCCAAAAUGGCAAUUUUUCAAGCAAUCAGAGUUUGAAAAUUGAGUUACCCAAGCUGAGUGCUGUCUACUUGUUUUCCAGUAAUAUUAUUGGAUGUUCACUUCCAUUGAUGCUUGUUGGGAUUUCCAAUAGUCUAAUCCUUAAAUCACUGAUAAGCAAAAGCACCAUGCUUGAGAAAAACAAGAGUGACGUCUAUAGUCCACGAACUGAGGCAAGAGAGCGAGCAGCAAGAACUGUUGGUUGCCUAUUGCUACUAUACAUGGCCUUCUAUAUCUUUCAGAUCUUGAUGUUUAUUAAUUUUUUCCCACCUAGUAGCCCUGGAUUUUGUACCUGCUUAAUGGCUAUUUAUGUCUACUCCCCUUUGCAGUCAAUCAUUCUCAUUUUUGGCAGCCCCAAACUGAAGAAAACAUUGCUGAACCUUCUCGGGUUUUUAAAGAAAUGUGGCAAUGAACAGAAGGAGACACCCAAGAUUCUUUUUAUCAAACUUAGAGUUUAAAGAACACUAAACUGCAAAGAAAGCUAA